Helianthus annuus (common sunflower) is the source of this 2049-nucleotide messenger RNA. RefSeq names its product protein NRT1/ PTR FAMILY 5.5. The coding region runs from base 134 to 1825 and encodes 563 amino acids. Gene Ontology annotation, cellular component: membrane. Lineage: Eukaryota; Viridiplantae; Streptophyta; Magnoliopsida; Asterales; Asteraceae. The record is from RefSeq and is a predicted model, not a curated record. The transcript is spliced from 5 exons. Gene Ontology annotation, biological process: transmembrane transport. Gene Ontology annotation, molecular function: transmembrane transporter activity.
UGUACGUAAAUAAUUGACAGACAGCGCGUCUGAAUAUAUAUUUUACCAACAAAUUUCCAACGAAUGAGAACAAGAACUUAAAUCCAUUCUCCCCAAUCCAGGGGAAACUGUGAGCUUCAAAGUCAACGCGUCAAUGGCGACCUUUGUUAGGAUUUCAGCUCUGAUAUGGGCGGAUCUGCUAGCUGCAUUUGCAAUGUAUGUGAUGAUGACUUACUUAACAAAUGUUUGGAAGCUAAGCACUACACAUGCUGCUGGUAUCGUCAACAUUUGGAAUGGAAUCACACCGGCUUUGGCCUUCGGGUUUGCGUUCAUUGUCGAUACCUUCAUGGGCGACUUCUAUAUGCUCAUAAUCUCAAGCAUUUCCUACAGUGUCGGAUUGGGAUUACUGACCAUGUCAACACCAGCUAUUUCCGGUCCAUGUAAACAGGACGAUAAGAAAUGUAUUGGACACGCACAAAAAGUCUUGUUCUAUACAGCCUUACCGUUGAUCGCGGUUGGAAUGGCUGGUCAUAUGGUCUCGUUAGCGCCCUUUUUGGAUCUACAAACAAGAAACAAAAACGAAAGGGAUGUCGAAAAGAAAAAGAAAAAAGAAAAUGAAAGAAAGAUAAAUGAGAACGAGAAUGGAAAGGAAAACAAACCGGGUGAGGAAAGCGAAGAGGAAAACAAAAUGUUUCUGCAAAUACCGGGUUUGAUUAUGGUGAUGAUUGUUGUAAUGGCAGGAGGUAUUGGGCUUCCAUAUGUAAGGCCGUGGAAACUCCGGUUUGGGAUUCCGGCUAUUUGUUCAGUGGUGGCAACACUUUUGUUCUUUACAGGAUGGCGAUAUUACGAUCGUGACCCACCCAAAGGGAGUCCGUUAACAACCACAGUCAGAGUUUUUGUGGCAACGGCUCGUAACUUUUCAAAACCGAUGCCUAAUCCUACCGAUCUCUACAAUGAAAAUGAUACACAUCCCACCAGCAGCCUCAGGUUGUUUGACAAGGCUGCUAUUAAGUUACCAGAAGGGCAACAACCGAACAGAUGGAAAGUUUGUGAUGUUCGCGAAGUAGAAGACACCAAGAUCGGUAUCCGUCUGCUCCCAAUGUGGUUAACCUUCAUCGUUGUAGGAAUCGUGCUUUCCAUCGGAAACACUUACUAUUUAGAGCAAGCAAAUCACAUGGACAGAAAGCUUGGAAAAAUAAAGGUCACCAUUCCAAUCUUCCUUCUCUUCUACACCACCACAAGCUCCAUAUUUGCGCGCUUCUACUCGCUCUUGACAAUGACUACAAAAAAAUACGCCCCGCCAAUAGGGAUCGCCACAGGCAUGAUUCUCUCAGUACUAUGUUGCAUUACUGCUGCAAAAGUGGAAACCCGAAGACUACAUCGGAGCAGGGAUCAUGGUUUGCUAGACAAACCCGGUGAUAAGAUUCCAAUGAGUAUUUUCGCCCUGCUUCCACAGUUUAUGCUGUUAGCAGCCGUGGACGGGAUUGCUAAUACAAGUAUCACGGGUUUCUUUCGACACCAAACCCCUGAGUCGCUGCACAAGUAUUUGAUGUAUUUCACAAAGGGUGUGUUGGGGUUAGGAAGCAUGGCAAGUGUUUUGUCGGUCUAUAUCGUGGAGAAGGUGAGUGAGAAUAAUGGGAAGCGGAAUUGGUUCCAGUAUACAUUAAACCAGAGCCGUUUGGAUCGGUAUUAUUGGGUGUUGGCUGCGUUAAGCGCGGUUAAUCUAGUUGUUUACGUGUUUGUCGCGCUUUUCUACAAGUAUAAGGAAACACCGGAAGGCGACGAGGAUGAAGCUGAAGGUGGAGAAAUGAGAGAAGAUUUCCAGGAGAGGACCUGUUGUUGUUGAGUUAAGAUGUCAAAGUUUGUGUUUGUUGUAACUUGUAAUCCAUCUGUUGAUUAUUUGUGUAUAUACUUGAUGUCAAUAUCUGCUCUUGAUGGGCUUAAGAUAUAGCCUGCUAAGCUGGCGUUUGGUUUGUUGUAAAGGAAUUACUAUGGGUGUGGUUUGAUAGUAGAUUGAAUUGGGAAUGGGAAUCAGAAUGAGAAUGGAAUUCUAAUGUGGCAUUUGGUUUA